Molecule: messenger RNA, 1737 nt
Organism: Yamadazyma jaroonii
Lineage: Eukaryota; Fungi; Ascomycota; Pichiomycetes; Serinales; Debaryomycetaceae
Source: the annotation of a GenBank genome assembly
AUGAUAAAUUUGAAAAAGAAAAAAGGUUUGAAUCCAUUUAUUGAUAGGAUUUUAACUAAUCCUUUAAGUUUCAUUCAAAGUAGUAAGAUCGAACCAGUUAAUGAACUAGAAUCAAAGAACUUGAUAGUAUUAUCUAAGAAACAAAAGAUCAACACCACCAAAGCCGUACCGGUUAAAGUUAAGAAAGAAGAAAAGAAAAGGCCAAAAUCUAUGGCGGAAGCGGUGGCUGCGUAUACUGGAAGAAAGUAUGGAGUUGAAGAUAAGAAAAGAAAAAGAGUUGAAUUAAGUGAUAGUGAAGAUGAAGGAGAAGAAAUUGAUGAUCCAUCAUCAGUUGAACAAAGUGUUGAUGAAAAUGAACAACUACAAAGUGAUGACGUAAAUGACCUCGAAAAGGACAACGAUGAUGAUGAUGACGAUGAUGACAAAAGUAAUGAAGAAUUUGAAUCUGCCACUGAAUACCAAUCUUCUUCUGAUUCUGAUUAUAGAUCAGAUUCUAAGGAUAAGUCUGAAAGUGAAUCAGUUUUAUCUGAAGAACCUGAAGAUUUACAAAAAUUGAAAGAAGAUUUGAGAAAAGAUGAAGCUGAACCAUCACCUUUGAAAUCAGAGAUUCAUCCUGAAGAAGAAGAAGAUAAACAAGAAGAAAUAGAUAUUGAUAACUAUUAUCAAAUAAAUGAAUUACCUUUGGAUAGAGGAUCAAAUGGAAGUAAAAGAAUCAACAAAUCAUGGAGAAAGAAAAACUUACCUAAGAAACCUAUUGGAUUAUUAAAUCAAGGGGUUACAUGUUAUAUGAAUACCGCUAUACAAUCCAUGAUCCAUAUACCCGCUAUAACCAAUUAUCUUGAAGAUAUCACUAAUGGGAAGUAUGAUGAUAUAUUAGCUCCUAGAUCAGUUUCCCACGUAAUGGCUGAUUUAAGUGGUAGAUUGUGGAAUGAGCGUAAGAAAUAUAUUCACCCUAAAAAAAUAAUUGGUAGGUUGGAAGAUAUCAAUUGUAUGAUGUCUGAAUGGCAACAAGAAGAUAGUCAUGAAUAUUUCAUGAGUUUAAUGUCAAGAUUACAAGAAGAUUCAACACCAAAGGGAGUCAAAUUAAAUCAAUCCAUCAUUUAUGAUAUUUUUGGUGGUUUAUUGAAUCAAAUUGUUAUUUGUGAGAGUUGUAAACAUAAAUCAAUAACAAAGCAAGAAUUCUAUGAUUUAUCAUUAGGAUUCAGAAAGAAGAAAUCAAAAUAUAAUAUCGAGAAAUCCAUUGAAGAUUUCUUCAGUAAAGAAUUGAUAAAAAUUGAUAAAGAUAAAUCGGGAUAUUAUUGUGAAAAUUGUAAGCAAAAUUCCAAUGCCAUCAAAUCUAGUACAAUUGAUCAAUCACCAGAGAUCUUAACCAUCCAUUUGAAAAGGUUUAAAUUCAAUGGAUCUCAAUCAUUGAAAGUCAAACAAUCUAUCAAAUAUUCCAACUACCUUAAUUUAUCCCCAUAUUCAACCGAUAACAAGCAUCAAAACAUAUAUAAAUUAAUUUCCACCAUUUGUCACGAAGGGAGAUCUAUUUCUUCAGGCCAUUAUAUUGCACAUUGUUUACAACCCGAUAAUACUUGGGCAACCUAUGAUGACGAAUAUAUUAAUAAGAUAAGUGAAGCACAAGCUUUAAAUGAUCCAUCAGCUUAUGUACUCAUUUAUUCCAAAUUAAAACCUAAAGAUUUAGAAUCUCAGCCUCCAUCAUUAUCAUCUCCUAAAAAGAGUGCUAAACUUUAA